Drosophila nasuta is the source of this 2312-nucleotide messenger RNA. RefSeq names its product Mucin related 11Da. The record is from RefSeq and is a predicted model, not a curated record. Bases 24 to 2303 code for a protein of 759 amino acids. The transcript is spliced from 3 exons. NCBI's taxonomy places the organism in Eukaryota, Metazoa, Arthropoda, Insecta, Diptera, Drosophilidae.
CUCAACAGCUCAGUCUCAUUGUGAUGCUGCUCUUUGGCUGCCUGGCUGCCAACGCUCAGCGCUGUCAGGACUAUCAGGAUACACAGCAGCAGACGUUGCACUGCGGCGGACGAGCUCUGUGUGCCACAAACGGCCAUUGCUAUCGCCGUUUCAGCAACAUUUGUUGCCUCGAGGCACACAAUUUGCAGCGCAUGUUUGCAGGCCAAAAUGAAUUUAUCGUCGUGGAUAUGCAACACUGUUUGCCAGCGUCGACGUGGUACGACUACAGCAUACCCUAUAGUCCGCCACGUUUUGUGAACUAUGGCUAUGAAUCGCAAUAUGAUUAUGCCGCUCCUCCACAACGUCAGCCGCAGUUGUACAAUCCCUAUAGAUACCACAGUCAGCAGAUCUUUUCGCAGUCAAAUAGAGCGGGCGUUGCUCACGCCUGGAAUCCUUAUGCAGCGGCUGCCUCGCAAUACGCCACAGGCCAAACGUCUGCGCCCAGUUAUUAUGUUCAAUUGCUCACCUCAACACCGAGCACAGCGUACACAACACCUUCCACAACACCUUCCACAACAGCUGAAACAACACCUUCCACAACUACUACUACGAACCCUGUCACAGCUUCCUCUACAACAGAGUCUACAACGCCUUCCACAACAGCUGCCACGACGCCGUCAACAACGCCUUCAACAACACCUUCGACAACACCUUUCACAACACCUUCAACAACGCCUUCAAUAACGCCUUCAACAACGUCUUCAACAACGCCUUCAACAACGCCUUCCACAACGCCUUCAACAACGCCUUCAACAACGCCUUUCACUAUAAUAUUCCCAACUAUUCCUCAUUUGUUUGAAGCUAAGGUUGCAGUGGUUGCCGAAGACAUCGAGAAGGGCGAUGCAGCUAUCGAUUCUGUUGCAGAUGAAAUCGAAUCUGAUGCGGCAUCACUUGGCAAAAAAAGGCCAACUACACCGAAAACAACGACUACAUUAAAAACGACUACUCCUAAGACAACAAGAGCUACUUGUGAACAUACAUCUACAAAAACUUCCACUACGCCAUCCACAACAGAACCCACGACACCUUCCACAACUCCUUCCACAACUCCUUUCACAACUCCAUUCACAACUCCAUCCACUACACCUGCCACAACACCUUCCACAACCCAAUCAACGACACCAUCCACAACACCUUCCACAACACACUCUACAACACCAUCCACAACACCCUCCACAACACCUUCCACAACUUUCACUACGCCAUCAACAACAGCACCCACGAAACCUUCCACAACUCCAUUCACAACACCCUCCACAACACCUUCCACAACACCCGCUACAACACCUUCAACAACACCUUCAACAACACCUUCCACAACACCUUCCACAACACCUUCCACAACACCUUCCACAACGCCUUCGACAACACCUUUCACAACACCUUCAACAACGCCUUCAAAACCACCUUCCACAACACCUUCCACAACACCCUCUACAACACCUUCAACAACAAUUUCAACAACACCUUCAACAACAACGUCUACAACACCAUCAACACCUUCGACAACACCUUCGAUAACACCUUUAACAACACCUUCAACAACACCUUCCACAACACCUUCCACAACACCUUCCACAACACCUUCCACAACAAUUUCAACAACACCUUCCACAACACCUUCUACAACACCUUCAACAACAUCGACUACAACACCAUCAACCACCGCUUCAACAACAACACCAUCCACUCCAGCACCAACUGAUGCCAAUAUUCUAGCGACCAUGGUCAUUACAAGCUUCGACGGUCAGGUGUUGAGACUAUCGCUGACAAAGCAAGUGAUCGAUCCCAUCAACGGCAACAAGACAUGUGUGGUGACAACAACACUGCUGAUAACAACCAAGGAGUGUCCAACGCCACAGCUGCUUACUGGCUGCCUGAUGAGCACCUCAACAAGUGCCACAACAACGACAACGACAAGAACACCACCAUCAGCAACAUCAAGACGUUCCACUUCCUCUUCUCCAGUGACUUAUCCAACUCGGGCGAACCCCGUAAUUGAAACAGCGUAUAGAACACCUAUACAUAAACCUUAUAGCUAUCAUUAUGGCUAUGCCUAUGGCACCAACUAUGGUCUUGACACUCCCUCUAGUUCCGCUUCCCGUUCCUAUCCCAAGCGACGAUGCAUAUGCUUCGGUUUCGGCUUCGGCUUCCGCCUCGGCUGCGGCUUCUGCUUCGGUGGCUUCCCCCUUUGGCUGGUCGCAUUAUUACAGCCGUCGCUAACCUACCGCAAUAAUAUAUACAUAUAUCAUACUAUACUAUAAAUAUUCUAC